AUGAUCAACUACCUGCCGCAUCUACAUCAUGCAUGGCGGGAAACCACCGUCUGCCACCAUUGCAGAAACCUAACUGUCGUGUUUGUCACCAGAGCAACCAUCAUCACCGAAAAGAUCCUGAAAAUAUAUAUGGACAAUAAACCUACAUAUCGGGUUUAUACAAAGGCGAAAACUGAUUUUUCUCUCACUAUCCGCAACGGAAAAGUGAUUCUUGCUCCCUCUCUAACGUAUCUGAUCCUCUUCAAGCACAUGAUGAGCUUACUUCUUCUUCAAAUUUCGUCACUGAUUUGUUUGACCUCUAAAAAGCAUUGGGUCAAAGAUGAUAAAUUUGGCAAAAACAUCAAGGAUGAGGAGGGGUUUUCCUCUUUUGCGUUGGUUCAGCUGACAAAAUACAACCCUGAUGAACUCGAUGUGACUGUUCUUUGGACUAACGGAUGUAGCUUGGGUGAUGGGUUGGACCAUAGUCCCCUGUUGAUAUUGUGUUCUGAAAAUCUGAUGUCGGGUUAACUCUCAUGUGGCGUUUAUCCCCAUUUUGAAUGAUAUUUUACACUUUUAUGGAUUUUGGUUCAUGAUGAUAAGCUUCCCUUAAUGGAGUUGAAUGAAUUUUGUAAUAUCAGAAAAUAUUUAGUAGUUUAA
This is a messenger RNA of Lactuca virosa, 636 nucleotides long. The record is from the annotation of a GenBank genome assembly. NCBI's taxonomy places the organism in Eukaryota, Viridiplantae, Streptophyta, Magnoliopsida, Asterales, Asteraceae.